CUUUUUGCUCGCUUGGAAAUAAAAUGGACUGACGCUUUGAUAAAUAAAAAUUAGAAAAUUGAAUUACUGUCGUCGUCUUAUAGUAUUUAGGUAGUUAUUAUCUGGAAAUUACAGGUACAGAUGGUAAAGUGAUCAUGUAAACGAAAAACUGGUUGAGUUUUAGUUUGAGUGUUAUUUCGUUUAUGUGUUUUAUUUAUCAACACAUUAGGUUAUACUUAAGUAAAGUGUUUGAAAGUCAGGCUUAACUGAGUAUAAAAUAAAAUGGAAACUGUGGAAGAACAUCCAGUUCUUAAUACAGCAAUUGAUGUUGUUAAGCCAAAUACAACUGAAGAAGCGAGUGCCGAAUUAUCAAAUGUGUGUCACAAAUCUAAUGGUGUCGAUUGCGACGUGCAGGCCGAAGGUGAGCAUUCAGAGGCGAAUGAAGUACCGCCGGAGCCUAGCUUAUUGGAAGUUGAAAAUGAAAAGCAGGAAAAUGUGACUAUCUCUGACAAGUGCGAUGUAAGUACUGUGCCCGAAACUGAGCUUGAGAUCCCAUUAGAGCAGGAAGGUACAGUAACGGAUAAACCAGAUUCUAAGCCAGAAAUAGAAGUUGUACACGACACAGAGAUAGCUCAUAUAGAUGAGAUACCUCAUGAUGAAGUUAUCACUGAAACUGUAAUAGAGACAGAAAAGGAAAUAUGCAUUGAAGAAGGAAUUGUUACUAUGAUUGAAAUGGAAUCUUCAAUACCAACAGUACAUUUUGAAACAGAAAUACUAGUGGAGGAAACUGAUGACAAUGUUUCUGAAAUGUUAGUUGAAAACCAGGAAAGUGGCCAAACCAAUAAUAUGUUGAAUGAAUUAGGAUCAAAUAUUGAAUUGAGUGAAGUACUGCGGUCAUCUGACGUUAGUGAAAAUGUUGAGAACAAUAAUAGCACUGUGAAGCAAGAGAUUUUUAAUAAAGAGGAGUUACUUGACAUCCUGGAAGGCAAUGAUAAUUUGGAACUGUCUGCCAAUAAAACCACUGAGACUUCUCCAAAUACACCAAUUAAAAUUUCAGAUGCUGAGAUUGCAAUGCAGCAAUUUUCUAGACUCUCAAAAAGAAAAUUUGACUUGAAGGUGCCUAAAAUUAAAAGAGGAGAGAAAAGUAAGAGUCCAUUAAAAGAUGCAUUAAAAGCUAAGAAUUUAGAAAAAGAAAAACAAUUAGUAGAUGAUAAAAAGAAGGAAACAGGGUUAGAUAAUACACAGUCACCGGAUCAUCAAGACAACAAUGUGCAACAAUCCCAACUUGAUGAACAAGAACAGGGAACCCAACUAGUUCCUACGGAACAAGAGCUCAGUAAUAAUAAACAACAACAAGCAGAGACAGGCCCACUGGAAACAUAUUCAGAUAACAUUGUUAAAACACUUGUCAUGGAUUGGGAAGAUGAGCCUACUGAGAAUAAUGAGGCCAAUUCAGUUUUUGAAGAGGGAGAAGCCCUAAUAAAAGAUUUAGAAGAACUCAAGAAAAAGAAGGAAAGUAGAAUUUCCAAAAAUGAUACAAUUGAGAGUGUGGAUGCUAUUGAUUCACCGAGUGCUGAAUCUCAAAUAAAGUUAACCAAAGCUGAUGAUGAUGGUCCCACACGUAGGUUAAGUAGAGUAAUAAAAAAGAAAGUAAUAUUUGACCCUGAUAAUCCAGAUACAUUCACCAAGGGUAAAAGUAAUAAAGCUAAAGAAACACUAGUCACAAAAGAGCAAACAACAUCAAAAAAAGGAAAGUCAGAUCAAAUAAUACAAAGAUCUAAAUCAAAAUCACCACUGAAAUUGCAGUGGAAAAAACCAUCUACUAAAAAUAGUAAACAACAUAAAAGGUUAACAGAAGUUGAUAGGUUAUUAAUGGAUGAGGGUGCAGUGAAUAUGAUAUACCAACUCACCCCUGAGGCUCCCAAAGGCAAGAAAAAUGUGAGAACUAAAGCAGAAUUCAUAAAAAAAAUUCAGAGUUCUACUCCAGAUGGUAAGGAAAUGAAGUUUAGAGAAAGGAAAAAGGAAUCAAAGUAUGAAGAUGGUGAAGCAAAAACGAUUGUUGGUGGAAAACAUAGACCAUCCUUAAGUAGCUCUGCAAAAUCUCCUUGUGUAAGUGAGGAUUUUGAGACCCAUAGCGCAGAUGAUUCUAUUAUUUAUAGACGUCACUCUUCAAGUUCAUAUUCUAGCAGUUGUAUGAGUCCUAGGCGGCUCAGCGACGUUGAGACUGGAAAUACCCAGUCACAGAGUGUCACUCGAAUAUCCCAACAACCUAUGUCAGAUGCUGAAAUCAAUCCAAGAAGUGAAAUAAAAAAUGUCAAAGAGGAAAGUCUCUUUAAGUCUGAGAUACCUAAAUUAUUAAGUGGUGAGAUGAUUAAUAGGAAUGAUUGCUUAUCCAUAAAAGAAAAAUUAAAUUCAAAAUUAUCUCUUGCACUAAAUAAAAGAAAAAGAGAGAAUUCUAAAAGUGAGAAGCCUGCAAAGCAAAAAAAAAUAGUAAAAUCAGAGGAAAAUAUGACUCCUCUAAGAGAUGAAAGGCUCAGUAAAUUUCAAUUUAUAUCAGUCACUUUUGAUCAAAGACUAGCUUUAGUGUGUAUUAAAAAGACUGGUUUAAAAAUUUGUGUUGAGAUUUUGAAAGAAUUGGAAGAUGCCCUGAAUUAUAUUGACAAUAGAAAUGACAUAUCAAUUACUCUGUUAGAAUCACAAUGUGGUACACUAUGUUCUAGUUUGGACUUAAGUCUGCUAUUGGAUGAAAACAAGGAAAUAAGAGCUAAUCAUGCUUAUGAACUUGCAGAAUCAGUGAGAUCGCUGCUGAGCUCCGUGGCGCGGCACAGCAAGCUGUUGUGCUGCGGCGUGUGGGGCGCAUGCGCUGGAGUGGCGCUGGCGCUGGUGGCGUUGAGUGACGUGGCGCUUGCGUCGGAGGGCGCGUCAUUUUGGCUUGCCGCCGCCGCCGCACCAAUCUUGCCCGGUGCCGCGGCACUGACGGCCCGUUGCCGGGCACUACCGCAGGCUCUGGUUAACGAUCUGGUUAUAUUUGGACGUCGACUAUCAGCAUCGGAGGCGUUACAGGGUGGACUCGUGAGCCGUGUUUUGUGGCCCGACAGAUUCGAUGAACAGGUCCAAAAUAUAGCGAAAGACAUCGCCGCACAACCGUUGCAGACCAUAAUAUUAAAGAAAAAACUGCUGAAUUUGAAGAGUAACAGCGAGGCGGAGGUCACAUUCCUUUCGUGCCUGGAGGCAGAGCGCGAUCUUCUGGUCGAGUACUGGACGUCGGUCGAAGGGCAAGAGUUGCUUCGAGCUACCUUAGAUUCCGCCUAGCUUAGGCAUCAUCGCAUAUGUUUGAAAAACUUAACUUUAAGCUGAGCUCAUACAACUGGAAUGUCUCUCUGAACUCAUAAUCUUAAAUGUCAGACUCUACCUCAAACUUCAGAUCGAUGAGUCUCGUGACUGACAAACGUCUUUACUAUUCAAAUCUGCUCAGCUCUAUUCAAAUGUAUGGGAAUACGUUAUGAAAUCAUAAUCUGAAAUAUUCCGAUCCGGAAAUUAGAAUAUGAUUCUUACAGAUUGACUUGAUAAAUUCAUAAUGUUAAGAAGUUAAUUCCGGGUUUUCUGCAUUAAUAAUUUGAAUCAUCAUCAUCAUCACAUCAACCGAUAGACGUCCACUGCUGGACAUAGGUCUUUUGUAGGGAGUUCCAAGUUCCACGAUUCUGAGCCGCUUGGAUCCAACGGCUACCUGCGACGCGCUUAAUGUCGUCUGUCCACCUCGUUGGGGGUCGGUUUGAAUACAGAUUAUGAAUUAAGGGAGAAAUUUCGGCUGCUUGAGGCCAGCCUAAAUCUAAGCGCGCAUGUUACUGAUUUGUGAUUAACUGUCAAAACUUUAAAUGGAAUCUAUGUUAUAUGAACGAAGUCGGCGUUUUUAUUUUCAGAAGGCCUCAUGUGUAUAUUAUCUAUUAAAUUUAUUGUUUAACAUCUCAGCCGAUUAUAUUAAUCGGUUCGUGCGCGCAAAAUUCGGGUUCAAUCGAAAUACUAGGUAUAUUCUAUAAAAAUAUUUUCUUUACUAUCAAUAUUUCCUUAAGACUACUGUUGGGAGAUAUUUGCACGGUGUGUAUUUAAUCUUAUUUGUCUUUAGAUUACCUAUGUCGUGUAAAUAAUAAAAUUAUAUUACAGAUUGCGUUAUUGAAUGUUACGUAUUGAUUAAUGAAUUGUGAAAUGAGGUUAAGUUUUACAGUAUAAGUGGACUAAGCUACGGUAGUUAUUGGCGAUUUAUUUUUUGACUUUAAGGACUGUGUGAAGCAGUUUCCAGACUGAUAAAUGAUUUUCUGAGCGUGUGUAACCUUACGGUUUGAUAUAUUGCGUUAUCUGAAGCUAAGAACCAGUCUGUUCGUUUGUUGCCGUAGUUAAUUUAGGGUUAUAGUUGUUGGUUAGAUUUAAUUAAAAAGUGUGUAUGCAAAAAUUUCAUAUUCACUUUUUGUUACACUUAGCCAUAAGGUGCAUUUAGGGGUGUUUAUAUUACACAUAAUUAUGUCGUCUUUUCUUGUUUUAAUGUCUAGAAAUAAAAUUAUUAUGAAAUUAAGAAUAUCGUAGUAAGCUGUUUACUAUCGCGAUACAAAUAAUCUUACUACAACAUAUUAUGACUAUCGCAGUCUGAACGAAUUAUGACCAAUAAUAUAUUUUUUAUACCAUACCAUUCUUUCAAACUUUGCCAUGUCUAUGUUAGGAUUUAAACUGACUUCUAUUUUCGAUAAUUUCUCCUCUUUAUUAAAUCAAUCUUUCUCCCGUACCAAAGCAAUAAUAAUAUCAAUUUUCGAUAUUUUGUCUUAAUAUAAUUUUGUUAUAUGUGCAAAGAAAAUCAGUUAAUAAUUCAUAAUUGUUGUAGAAUAAAGAUACACACUUGUUACUAAGUGUAAAAAAAGUAGCUGUAGGUAUCAAACUACGAUAUUUUCGCUUUUCUUUUUGGUUUUACAUAAUCAAUUGGUUUCUUUAUUUUGGAAAGACUGCUUUAUUUUUUAUUUGAAUGUAAACCAUGAAAUUUUUGGAUACUGAUGUUACAAAAACAAAGGUUUGUUAGAUAUUAUUUUAGAUUUAUAGACUUAGUAAAGUUAUAUUGUAGUUAAAUUGUUUAUUUUUUUUUUGUUUUAGACGUAAUAUGGUUAUCAUAUCAUUUAGAUUAUAUUAAUUAUAUUUGCAGCCAAAGUUCACAUUGAAAUAUUCAAGAUUUUAAAGGAGCGUUCUUAUUUUAAUAUAAUAGUAACUUGGUUUCAGUAGUUGCAAUUCAUUCCUUUUGUGUACAAAAUUAAAAUACUAAUUUGUUAUUACUUUUCCGAUUGGAAUAAGACUUAUUUAGAAUUAAAUUCACAAACCUUUAUAUACAUGUAAGUAUAGAAAUAACUUAUUUCUUGAGGAAAAUAAAGUGCCUUUCAUAGUAUUCAUUA
Pararge aegeria (speckled wood butterfly) is the source of this 5405-nucleotide messenger RNA. RefSeq names its product chromodomain Y-like protein. Bases 262 to 3291 code for a protein of 1009 amino acids. The record is from RefSeq and is a predicted model, not a curated record. The transcript is spliced from 5 exons. NCBI's taxonomy places the organism in Eukaryota, Metazoa, Arthropoda, Insecta, Lepidoptera, Nymphalidae.